AUGGAUUCGUACGUCGCUCCUCCUUCCCUCCCCCCUCCUCCCUCCCCCCUCCUCCCUCCCCUCUUUCAAUCACCGCCACCGCACCUUUCCUCCCCCGAACCAUUCAUGGGCCGCCCUUGUCGCCGGACCGAAGAGGUUCGAGUCUCGGCUGUCUCGGCCGCUCGAGACGCACCGUCGCCAUCCCGCCACGAGAAUGCCGCCGCCGCCGCCGCCAUGAGACUGUCCAUGGCCGUCGCUGACAUCUUCUCCAGCCUCAUCCACGUCGCCGGCUGGGCCCAGCACAGCCAGCCUGCCCGUCCUACCUCGAGCCGGUCCUUUGGCCACCUCAGAUCCCUCUCCGUCGCCGCCGCCUCGUCCGCCUCCUCCCCGUCCCCGAGCCCGCCGAAGCUGCGGCUACCCUCCAAGUCGACGUCGACGUCGCAGAUCCCAACCAUAUCCUCCACCGCCGGCUCGCAGCUGGCACCCCUGUACGCCAGCGAUGAGAUGAGCACGCUGCCCGAUCCCCGCAGCCGAGAUUUGAGCCCCGCCAGCGACACGGCGAGCUCGGGCUCCAGCCGUCACCCCGACCUCGACGACGAGGUGGCCACGUUGAGCACGAAGCUCGUCAACGCCAUCAACCACCAGACCGUCCUCGACGACACCUUGUCGUCCACCCGCCUCGAGCUCCAAUCCGCCCGAGCGCGCAUCCGGGAGCUCGAGCAGAAGAACCGCGACCAGCGCGAGAUGAUGAACGGUGACGUCUGGGUCCGCCGAUCCACCUUUGACGUGGAGAGGAAGGCGAUGCAGGCGGACAAGAAGGCGAUGCAGGCGAAGCUGGCCGACGAGGUGGCCAGACGGCUCGACACGGAGAGGGAGAAGAGGGUCAUUGAGCAGGAGGUGGAGAACCUGACCACGGCCCUGUUCGAGGAGGCCAACAAGAUGGUCAUCGGCGCCAAGGAGGAGGCUCAGGCCCAGAUGGACGCCUUGCAACGAAAAAACGACCAGCUCAGGGCCCAGCUCGCCGAUUCCGAAAGCCUGCUCCAGUCCCAGCAGGAACAGCUGUCGGAGCUCAAGAACGUCAUGGAGGGCAUGGCAUCCGAGCGCGACGACCGCACAAACUGCACCGCCCCGUCCUCCCCGGGCAUCGCGCGAUUCGAGAUCCUCGACGACGACGACGGCGCGCCCGGCGCCCCGCCCUCACCCGACGCCUCUUCGCCCUGCCCGCCCACGAGCCUGCAUCACCUCAUCCUGCCCGUCCUGCGCGUCGACCUGGCCUCGUUCGAAGACUUUGCCUCCCUCGCCCAUCUCUCCCACCAGCCUCGAAGCAACCGCGCGUCGUCGGGAUCCUUGGGAGGACUCGCCGCUCUGUCUCUCGGCCUCGGCGGUUCCACCUCGAGUGCCCUUCUCAACAAUGCCUCCUCCGUCUCCCUGAACGCGUCCGCCUCCGCCCACGGCAGCCACUCUCCGACACCCAACACGCCUGCCUCGUCCGCGAGCGCAGGCUCCGCCGCCGUCGCCGGCGCGCCGAUGCCGAACCUCAAGGACACUCGAUUUUACAAACGCGUCCUGGCCGAGGAUAUCGAGCCCACCUUGCGGCUCGACACGGCACCCGGCCUCUCCUGGCUGGCCCGCCGCUCGGUGCUGACGGCCAUGACGGACGGCUCCCUCAUCGUGGAGCCCGUCCCCCAGAGCACCACGUACAUGGCCAUCGUGAGGCCGCAGCACUAUCCCUGUUCCUUGUGCGGCGAGGCCCGGAAGACGACGGAGCACCUGCGCCGCCACCGCUUCCGCACGAGCGACGCCGAGUCGGCGCAGAGGUAUCCUCUCUGCAACUACUGUCUCGUUCGCGUUCGCUCCACCUGCGACUUUCUCGGCUUUCUUCGCAUGGUCAAGAACGGCUACUGGAAGGCCGACGACGAAAACCUCGAGAAGGCGGCCUGGGAGGAGAGCGUCAAGCUCCGUGAGCAAAUGUUCUGGGCACGCAUCGGCGGCGGCGUCAUCCCCGCCAACCAAGCCGUGUUUGCCACCGCUCUAGAGGCCGGCAAGGCCCUGCCGGCAAGGGACAUUGCCGUCGACUCCGAAGACAUUCCGGGCACCAUGAUGGUGGCAGGAAUGGCGGGCGGCAGGGAAACCCCCGACGAGGAAGCCGACUGCUCUGAUGGUGCUGGUCCGGAAGCCACGCCGAACUCCGUGGCCGAUCGUCACGCGCAGGCCGAGCGAAAGGGUGACGAGCGAGAGUUUGAAACCCCUGGCGACCGCCCUAAGCGGGCACAACAAGACUCUGACAAUGAGUCCUUCUUUUAA
Messenger RNA from Drechmeria coniospora, 2283 nucleotides. Its product is annotated as GDP/GTP exchange factor Sec2p. The record is from RefSeq and is a predicted model, not a curated record. Gene Ontology annotation, biological process: exocytosis. The transcript has a single exon. Gene Ontology annotation, cellular component: cell tip; Golgi to plasma membrane transport vesicle. The coding region runs from base 1 to 2283 and encodes 760 amino acids. Lineage: Eukaryota; Fungi; Ascomycota; Sordariomycetes; Hypocreales; Ophiocordycipitaceae. Gene Ontology annotation, molecular function: guanyl-nucleotide exchange factor activity.